Messenger RNA from Perca fluviatilis (European perch), 2456 nucleotides. It is a transcript of the gene slc52a2, whose product is annotated as solute carrier family 52 member 2. Gene Ontology annotation, cellular component: plasma membrane. The transcript has 4 exons. Lineage: Eukaryota; Metazoa; Chordata; Actinopteri; Perciformes; Percidae. Gene Ontology annotation, biological process: riboflavin transport. Bases 747 to 2090 code for a protein of 447 amino acids. Gene Ontology annotation, molecular function: riboflavin transmembrane transporter activity. The record is from RefSeq and is a predicted model, not a curated record.
GGAGUCAUUGUGCCAAAUGUCAAGGCAUUAAUGGAUUCAUUUUGUUCCAAAUAUAUUGUCAAAAAAGGAAGCAACCUAGUCCCAAUCCUUAUUAUGACACCAACCAUUUGAUUUGAUGUACAGGCAUUUGCUUUAGUUGUAUAGAUGUAAAGAAACCGAUGUCACUACAUACAGUAUAAACAUAUUUACAGCAACUCAGUGCAUACAUCAUAAACAACAACGCAUUGUCAAAUAAAAGUCCCUAAGUGUAACCUUUUUAGAGGGAAAAAAUUACUAAAAACUAUUACUUUUGAAUGAGCUCUCUCUGACGCCGCCCGCAUCACUUGUCAGGGUUGGGAAAACGAACACUGGUUGGAUUGAUGACGAUGGUGCCUUCACUUUCUUGGAAAACUGACCGCCCCGAAGGGACCGAGCAUAAACAGCGCGGUUUUGUGUCCUACAAGCAGUAGACAUUUGACAAUAAAAAAUAUAGUCCAUUGUAUUAUCUCGAUGCGGGAAAAUGUUUGAAUUAAAGGUGGAAAAACAUGUAGCGACACCAUUUGGCCACUCAACUGGUGCACAAUUUGUGCGAUUCAUAAAUAAACCAGAGGCACUUGAAUACGCAAACCGUUUCAACUGUGAUCUUGAAUUUACGAGGGUAAUGAAGGCAACCGAAGGGGCAGGAACUUUGCGUAAGGAAGUGCAAGAACACAUUCGUCGUUUUAUCCAGACUAAGUCAAACGGGUUACCAGCUUCUAGUUUGUUCUAUGGUCGGAGUAAGCGGUACCAUGUCUGGUAGAUGGUUGAGCAGUGCGGCGGUAACCCACGUGCUGGUGGCUCUGUUCGCCAUGGGGUCCUGGAUUUCCGUAAACAGUCUGUGGCUCGAGCUCCCAGUGGUCGUCAAUGUGCUGCCCGAAGGUUGGAACCUGCCUGCCUAUAUCUCAGUGCUGAUAGCGUUUGGGAACAUUGGUCCAAUAGCAGUGACCAUCACACACCACUGUGCUCCAGGACGUUUAAACGAACGCCUCGUCAUCCACUGCAUCCAGGUGCUGGCCGUGGUAGCCUCGGGUUGCCUGGCUGUUUUCUGGUCACACACCGUCACAAUAGCUGAAGAAGAAAGGUCACUGGUGUUCCUGCUCUUCACCUUUGUGUUGUCUUUUGUUUGCUGUACGUCCAACGUCACCUUCCUGCCUUUUAUGUUCAGUUACCCCCCCCAGUACAUUCGUACUUUCUUCAUUGGCCAGGGCCUCAGCGCCUUGUUUCCUUGUUUAGUGGCUUUAGGGCAAGGCGUUAGCAAGCUGGAGUGUAAAACUGUAAAUAGCACAGUGCAGCCAGAGUAUUUAAAAGAGAACUUUCCUGCACAGAACUUCUUCUGGUUCUUGUGCGUCAUGCUGUCAAUCUCAGCGCUGAGUUUCCAGGCUUUAAUGCAAAGGCAGACAGAGUCACAGGAAAAUGCACCGCCACAGGAGCCUGACACUUUAGCAGCAGAAAAGAAUGGAGACGAAACACACCCGCUACACAACGGAGGGACACCGGUGUCUGAGGAUCAGGUGCAAGUGGAGGAACAGCCACAGACAUUUUGGACACAGCGGAACAUCUACCUGCUGUCUUUGCUCGCAGUCUCCAAUGCCCUCACCAAUGGGGUCCUGCCAUCUGUACAGAGUUUCUCCUGUUUGCCUUAUGGCACCAUGACCUUUCACCUCUCUGUGGUCCUUGCCAACAUAGCGAACCCCCUGGCCUGCUUUGUAGCUAUGUUUUUUGUCCUGAGGUCCUCCACUGGUCUGGGCUUCUUGUCUUUAGCAGGGGGAGUAUUUGCUGCAUACCUCCUGGCGUUAGCAGCACUCAGCCCCUGUCCUCCACUCCUGGGAAACCCUGCUGGUGUGGCUUUAGUGGUCAUUUCAGGGAUUAUUUUCACCGGCCUCUUCUCCUAUCUGAAGGUGGUGAUUGGGACUUUGCUUCACGAGGCGGGUCACGCUGCCCUGCUGUGGUGCGGCAUCUCUAUCCAGGCCGGCUCCCUUAUCGGAGCGCUCACCAUGUUCCCUCUGGUCAGCGUAUAUCACGUGUUUAAACAGGCUCAAGCAUGUGUGGAUAACUGCAGCAAGCAGGAGUGAGACAUGUCUCAAUUCAUUUUUUUUUUUCAUGGGAAAUUACUGUUUUAGCCCAGUUUUUGGGGCUCCUAAGUGAAGCACCACAUCUGUCUUGGCCUCAUCUUUCCGGUUGUGGAUCAUGCCACCAAUGAGGCAUCCUCUCCUGAUUCAGAGGCCUCUGACCUGUGAAAACAUUUCCAGAUAAUGAGAGCAUUGUAUUGCUGCACAUUGGACAAGGGGAUGUAAAAAGCGUAUGAUGCAGUAAUACCACAAGUGCUUUGUGUGUGUGUUUUUAUUUUUUAUUUUUAUAAUGAAUCUCUGUUAGUUUUACUAUAGAAAAAUCAGCAGCUGAUGUUUUUUUCCCCAAAAUAAUAAACCAUGUGAAAAGUA